This is a messenger RNA of Ceratitis capitata (Mediterranean fruit fly), 379 nucleotides long. RefSeq lists its product as uncharacterized. The record is from RefSeq and is a predicted model, not a curated record. Bases 210 to 359 code for a protein of 49 amino acids. The transcript is spliced from 2 exons. NCBI's taxonomy places the organism in Eukaryota, Metazoa, Arthropoda, Insecta, Diptera, Tephritidae.
UGCCAAACAAUUCGUUGAAUAAAGUCCUAACGUACAGUUCGUUGAAAGCGUUCAAAAAAACAAAAAAAAACAAUCGCGGAAAAUCUCAAUUUGCGAUUGAAAUAGUUAAAUAAAUAAAUAAAAAUUUAAAAGCAUUUACCACAUCGUUUUGAAAUUCAAGUUAACAUUGGAUAUUUUUCGUAACCGAUGUCAAUUAAACUUGUGUGUCAAUGAAUAACCGGGCAGACACCAAAGCCAAGCUAUUAAACAAUCUUAGCCUUUCCAAACAUCUCUCAUCCAAGCAAGGCGGCUCACGCACCACCAAUUGCGGCAAUCGCCUAGAAUUCGCCUUACUCACGCUCUUGCAGAACGUACCUUGAAUCACACGCACCCACAUCCA